CUCUCUCUCUCUCUCUCUCUCUCUCUUCUCUCUCUCUUCUCUUUCUUUCUUUUCUUUCCUCGUCUCACCUCAUAAACACAUACACACACACAACAGCCUCCUCAUCCUCCUCAUCCUCCCCAUCACCCCCAUCACCCCUCACACAGCUCCAUCCCUCUUCUCUUCAUCAUCAUGCAGGCCAUCAAGUGUGUUGUCGUCGGAGACGGUGCCGUCGGAAAGACCUGCCUCCUCAUCAGUUACACGACCAAUGCCUUCCCCGGCGAGUAUAUCCCUACUGUCUUCGAUAACUACUCUGCUAAUGUCAUGGUCGACGGAAAGCCCAUUAACCUGGGUCUCUGGGAUACCGCUGGUCAGGAGGAUUACGAUCGUCUCCGUCCUCUCUCCUACCCUCAGACCGAUGUGUUCCUCAUCUGCUUCUCCCUCGUCAGCCCUCCCUCGUUCGAGAACGUCAAGACCAAGUGGAACCCUGAGAUCAGCCAUCACGCACCCAACAUCCCCACUAUCCUUGUUGGAACAAAGUUGGAUUUGCGUGAGGAUAAGGACACCCUGGACAAGCUGCGCGAGAAGCGCAUGAUGCCCAUCUCAUACCCCCAAGGUCUCCAGAUGGCCAAGGAGAUCUCUGCUGUCCGCUACCUUGAGUGCUCGGCCUUGACCCAGAAAGGCCUCAAGAACGUCUUUGACGAGGCCAUCCGCGCUGUCCUCUGCCCGGUCCAGCCCUCAAAGAGAUCCAAGAAGUGCCUUAUUCUGUAAACGGGACUUUGAUAGGACGAGGACAGUGAUCAUGGAUGAGGAGGGGCCGGAAGUGCGUCUGAAUAUUGUUGUCUACAAGGGGACGAUCCACGUAUUUUAUUCCAUCUUCGCAGAUCCAACAGAACCCUUUUUUUUUCUUCCUCAUACGCCGUGGUCAUCAUACUUUUUUCUUUUCUUGAUUGUUACCAUGGAUCGUCAGUGAUAAUUGAGAAAGGCUUUCACAUAUAUACUUCAUUCAUUUUUUUUUUUUUUAUAUAUAUAUCACUCUUCCUCUUAGUGCACCUAUUACUAUAUAUAUUUUACGCAAUAAACCUUUCAUACAAUGCGUCUAGACAAACG
Molecule: messenger RNA, 1089 nt
Organism: Gamsiella multidivaricata
Lineage: Eukaryota; Fungi; Mortierellomycota; Mortierellomycetes; Mortierellales; Mortierellaceae
Product: rac protein
Exons: 5
Coding region: 172-750 (192 amino acids)
Biological process (GO): regulation of actin cytoskeleton organization; actin filament organization; small GTPase-mediated signal transduction
Cellular component (GO): cell projection; cell cortex; cytoplasmic vesicle
Molecular function (GO): GTP binding; protein kinase binding; GTPase activity
Source: RefSeq, a predicted model, not a curated record